AUGUUGAGUGAUGUACACGAGGGGUUAGAUCUUCCCUCUGAACCUAUCGAUUUUGGCGUUGUGCGGGGAAAAUACGAAUUUUACCAUUAUAAAAUCGAUGGAGUGGAUGACAGGGUAAGCUUGUAAUUAUGUUAGUGUGCUGGGAAAUUUAUAGCGGUCAAGCAUAUUUCAGUUUAAACCGACAUUCGACAAAGAAAGUCAGGCGGUUUGUAGGGUUGCAAAGGGGAAAGGAUAACUUUGACAAACCCUUGGAAUUCUUCAGACAUCCUAGGAUCUAUAUGAUCUUGUCCUUUAAAAACAGUUUCACUAUUAGGCAUUUCCAGUGGAGGACAGGGGUACUCCCUUAACCCCUCAGGUGCCAAGAGAAUUUCUAAAUUGAUUACCAAAGGGAGAACACUUUGAUCUUAAACCAAUUUCUUUCAACUAUUCUUAAAAGAAAUGUAUGGAGGUCAGUCUGGAGAAUUUGCAUGUGGAUCUUGAAGUGUAAGAGGGGAUUAGGAGGAAGGAAAAAAUAGGGGAUUUCAUACUUUUCUUCCUCUCCACACAGGCUAUUUUAUUGCUAGAGAAGGGACAGAGGGUCACUUAAAAGGGGUACCUUAUUGUCACUUAAUUUAAUGAGUAUUAAAUUUUGCAAAUUUUAAUACUCAUGUAAUCUAAUACUGGCGAAGAUUAAAAUCGCAAAAUUUAAUACCAGACAUAUACAUCUCCGUAAAAUAACGAAAUUCAAGUUGUUGCUAAAUUAGUUAUUCCAGCAUGUCUUUUAUUCAAGUUUAGGAGUUUUUUGUUUAAUUUUUGUCCAUCAGCCUUCCAUAGCAUCACUCUCACUGUCAGAACUGUAACUAUUUGUGGUUACCUUUUUAGACUUUUGAAAACCUUAUGCUUUUGUUAUGUUUAACUUCAUUUGUUUUCAAUUGCCUUUCUUUGCAGUUGUUUAUGAUAAAAUUAUUAAUUCUGUUGUUACUGUUCGGAGGUCAAAGCUUCCUUUACAUGUUAAAGAAUAAAAAAAUCCCAAAAUUUAAUACACUCUAAUUUUACCUUUUCCUAAAAAGCACAAAAUUAAACAGUUGUGAAAUAUGGCUCGUGAGUUUUUGCAAAAUUUGAUACUCGCCAAAUUGAAUGAGAAUAAGGGUAGUGUGCCUCAAGUUGUGGCUCAGAACCUUGAUCACAGUGUAAUCUCUAAUACUUUAGGGUUGGGGCUGUGGCUAUAGGACGCUUCAGACUAUCUGUUCCUGGGUCCAUCAUUCACUGAAAAGCCAAAAAAAGGUUUCAACAGUACCAAACCUUCAAGAAAUACGGCAGACAUUGGUGACUGUCGGUGACAAACCAUGUUCUUUUGUUGGCUCAAGGGAAUGGAUCGGCUCUGUAGAAGCCUGUCUAUGCGUGGAUCAAAUUUUUGGGGUGUGUUUGUUGGUUGUAUUUCAUUUUAUUUUCACACAUUGGUGUUGCAAUCUUUUGCUAGUUACAACUUUUUGUGUAGUGUUCAACUAAUGUCCACAUGAAAUGCUGUUUAUUGGGACAGAAGACUCGUGCAAGGUGGUUCCCUUGAUAGGCUCCCAGGGUUAGUAUGUCCCUCGAAGACUUUACUUUUUAAAGGAGCACAAAGUAUCGUGGGUUCUUAUCCAUAACCUUCAAAUUGACAAGGAAGGAUGAAAGAGACAAGGCCACUAUCUUUGCUGCUCAAUUUAAAUGAUACAAUCAUGAUCUAUGACAAGGUCAUAGCCAGCAUCAACUUAAUAUGUUUUUGAUAUUAUUAGAGACCUUAUAUAUUAAGAGACACCAUUUCCUUGUCUGCUUAUGGGUAAAUUACCCAUAGCCAUAGCUGUAAAUACAGUUAGAUUGCCCCUUACCCUGGAGAAACAGGUAGGCUACUGGGUAAAAUGGUGAUACUAUUGUGAUAUGUUGGAAAUUAUGAUUGCCUUUUAUAAAACUAGGUCACAAACAUGCUCACCUACCUGUACCUAUAGGCAGAAAUGGUGUAUCUUAAGGUCCCUUUAAUGUAACUUGUACAUAAGGAAGUUGUAAGUUUUCUGUGUACAAGAUGCCACAGCUCUUGCAAGUUUUUAUGGAAUUUCUUGGAACGUUAAUUUAAUCCUAGUCUUGUAAUUUUAUAAAAGUCUAAGAGUUAAAAAUAUCAAUAAGUGUUGAAUGAAUAAAUAAAUAAAUAAAGGUUGUCUACUGGCCCAUCCUGCAGGUCCAGCUCCUUGAAUGACCUCCAUUUUCAGGGCAAGACUCUUUAAUAAUUGAUUGUCAUCCGAACGCUUGUUGAUCUAAAUGGACACCUGCUUGAACUUUGUCCUGCCGUAUUUAGUAGUUUUACCAUAAAUCCAAUAGCACUAAUAUUUGUGUCUAAUUAUUAUAAUAUUGUUAUAAAGAAAAUAAUGUGUUGUUUUAGGUUUGUAGCAAAAUAGUGCACGUCAGUGGAGGAGAUUGUGUUGAGCAGGAUGCUGCGUUGAUUCUCCUGGAACACUUCAAACACUUUGGGUCACCUGUUAUGAUAGGUUGGUAGCUAGAUGUCCUGUUUCUCUUGCUUGAAACACCCCGGUUAAAGUAUGGCCAUUCUUCAGUACACCUCAGACAUUCUGAAGAAGUAUCUUUCAAGUUACCCUAUUGAGAUGGACAGUGUUUAGUUCUCCUACAUAGGUAGCCACAUUCAUUCUUCUCCCCAUCAGCUAUCUUGCCUUGCAGCUUGAAGUACUGAGAAGACUAGUGCAGGAUAGCCACCCUGGCCAGUUUUUUAUGUUUUCUGCAAAAUCUAAAAUCAUUGGUCAACAUUACUGUAUUUAAGAUAUCUAAUCUGAUUGGCUGUAAGCAGCCAGCCCUGAUGUCCAUGUAUGGGAGGGGGAGUGGUUGGGGUGGGGAGAGUGGGGCUCAAACCUCCCGCCUCCCAUACCGCCACCACCUGGCUAGCUCAGUUGGGAGAGUCAGUUGGGAGAGCGCCGGUCUGCCGAGCGGGAGGUCGAGGGGUUCAAACCCUGGCUAGACCAACACUCAGGGUCUUUAAAUAACUGAGAAGAAAGUGCUGCCUUUGUACGACAUCUGCAAAUGGUUAGACUUUCUAGUCCUCUCGGAUAAGGACAAAAAACUGUAGGUCCCGUCUCACAGCGCUUUCACUGAUUUGUUCUUGUGGGACAUAAAAGAAUCCACAUCACUAUUCGAACAGAGUAGGGCUUGUAGACCUGGUGGUGUGGCCAUGCAACCUUUACGGGUUGUGGGAUUGGGUAGGGAUGGCACCUAGCACGAGACCUGAGUCCCAUUCGUGCACAUUCCCUCUGGGCAGGCCUGUGUCCAGAAAAGCUGAUAAAUAAAUAAAUAAAUAAAUACCUUGCUUUCCUAGCUUCUGUCUCUCUUUUUGAUUGGCUUCCUCCCUGUAGCCCUUUUUUGAUUGCAAGAGAUUAAGCAUAAUUGUUGCAUUAUUCUUAUUUAUACAUAUUUCCCCUGCUUUCCAACCUUUUAGAAAUCCCACCUCCCAAUCUUUCUUCUUCUGCCACCUGUACCCCUCCCUCCCCCAUUCUCCCGGCUUUCCACCCCCUGUCCCCGACGUGUAUUGGGCAGGACACGUACAUGUCAUCAAGCUUCCCGUGAUGCUACUAACAGUGACUGUUGUAUACUGUUAUGUACUUUAAUGGGUUCUUCUGUUAUGGAGUUUAGUUGCAGUCUUUUUAUUUAUUAUUGGCAAUCUUGACGGUCUUGUUCAGCUUUUCUAAAAAUUUAUAAAACUUUGAAACUAUCAAUAUGUUUUCCUGGCAGUUUGUUGUUGUUAUGUUAUAAAAUAAUUAUGUGAUAGAAUUCUGCUCAUCCAAGUACCAGUACAAGUACAGUAACGUUUAAUAUGAUUUGUUGACCUGUCUGCUAACUUAAGAUAUGGUAUUUUCUUUUGUUUGCUUGACAGGUGGUGAUAUAGACGCAUCCUCAAAGACACUGCUUGGAGUGUGCAAAACAAGUAAAGGCUUUUACUUCCUUAUUGCAGUAAGUUAAGAUUUGGAAAACCUAGCUCUCUUGAUCUUAAAUACUUAGGGUCGGUUAUUUAAACAAAGUCUAACUUAAUCUGGGGUUUAGCAAAUCUUUGGACCUCCAAAUCUCUUCCUUAGUGGGUUAUUUUAAGAAAAUAAAUGAUUUUCUGGUCUACUCAACAUACUUUCAUAAAACUGUUAACAAAACGGUUGGGCAAAUUGAAAAUAGCUUAGAAUGCGGUUUUGUUAAACACUAGCUAAACUAGGUUUAAAUAACUGGCCCUUAAUGUUUAAAAACAUUCAUACUGUCAUGAAUAGAAACAUAAUCCAUGCAAAUUUCGGUUUACUCAUUCACGUUAGAGUCAGUAAACUAUAUGGAUAUGUGUUUUUGUGUUGGGGCCAGUCAGUACUCCUUGAUCCAGUCAGAACUUGCUAAAAAUUUGACGUAAGAUGGAAAAUUUUGUGUGUUUUCCUCUUAUUCAUCUGCAAAAUUCUCAUGUUCACAUUCUUGUUUUAAAGCUGGUAUGGAGCAUCAUUAGUGGAACUCUGAAACCUGUAGAAUAAUAUUAAUGAUAACUAAGAUUCAUAUUAGAUAUAGCAUACAAACUGAACCAUCGUCAGUAUUUUUUUUUGUAAUCCUAUGGUACACUAAAUGCCAGGCCUGGGUUGUUCAAAAGCUGGAUAGCGCUAUUCACCGGAUAAAUCACUAUUCAGCGGAUAAGUGUUACGGAAAUCAAUUACGCUAUCUGCGGGAUAAUGGUUUAUCCAGUGGAUUGCGCUAUCCGACGUUUGAACAACUGGGGCCAGAACUAAAAACCUUAUUGGGUGCAUUGUAACCAAUAAUCAUUUUUUCAAGUAAAUUUCACUUUUCUAGACUAAAACAUUUACUUCUUAAUCAACUCAGAUGGAAGAACUCAAACACUUUAACUUCAAAUGUGUAGUCCCUGGGGUACAGUCAACCCUGCUUUAUGGACACCCACUUAAUAUGGACAGUUUGUUUUGUUCUUGGGGAAAGAAAGCCAUUUUUCUCUAAAUUCAACCUGUUUAAUACGGACACCCCUUCAAUGCGGCCCCCUUAGUGUCCCUAUUAAGAGGGUUUGCACUACUGUACAAUAUUAGCUCUUCUGGCUAUACUGUAUUUAUUUGAAUAAGCGCCCAACCUCGAAUUAGCGCCCACCUCAAAUAAGUGCCCAUCCUAAAGGCAGAAAAAGUUAAUAAGGGCUCACCCUUGACUAAGCAACCACCCCCACCCCCUCCUCCUCCUCCCAAUCAAACUGAAAUAAGCACCCACCCCCACCCCACCCACUUGUGUGGCAAUGAGAUUGAAAUUGAGAUUGAUUAAGUAGUAAUAAGAGACUUCCUCAAGGAUGGAGUUUUGUUCGGAGUAUUUUACAGAAACCUAGCUUGCUUUGUUACUUCUUCACGUUUUGUUAUUAGCAUGUAUUGUUUUGUUGCAAAAUAAACAUACUACACUUGUUAAAAAUGGUGAAAAUUUAAUAAGCACCGUACCCAGCCUGGAAUAAGUGCCCACCUCAAAUAAGCAACCACUCUCAAGGUCCAAAAUUUAAUAAGCGCCCAGCAGGGCGGUUAAUCAAAUAAAUAAGGUAUAUAUUUGUGAGUUUGUCCCUCACCUGUUGGAAUUUUGGAUAAUAAACUGAUUUAUGGUUGUAUGUUGUUUCAUGUUUAGGACCCUCAUUUCUGUGGCAAGGCUGACAAGGCAAUGCUUCAAGAUCAUGGCUGGGUGCAGUGGAAGUCUCUGAGUGAUGUGUUCAAGGUUGAUUCUUUUUAUAACUUCUGUCUGCCCCAGUUAAGAUCUGAAACAGGUGGCUGACUUAUACUGCAUUCACUGUAUGUAAACAGCUCUUAAAUUAAUUGACGCAUUGCACAUUAGCCUGUUUCCUGGUCGUGGUUUCUCUCCACUCUGUGGAGAGAAGUGACAACCAGAUAUACAUCUGCAUUCGCAGGCUAAUUGCCCAUAAUCUAAUAGUAUUUUCUGAGAUUGACAACAUUUUCAGUCGAUUGUGGCUUAAGUUUUAUUUAAGUGUCCAUAAAUGGCAAUCUUUAUUUUGAACAGCGUCAAUAGAGGGUUGAAACUUAAAAGGUGAUUUUAUCAGCCUUUUUGCAUGGCAAAGUCAGUUUACCACCAUAAUAAUUUUAAUAGAAUGUUCACGUGUUGAAAAAUCUAAUCCAAU
Messenger RNA from Porites lobata, 6142 nucleotides. The record is from the annotation of a GenBank genome assembly. Lineage: Eukaryota; Metazoa; Cnidaria; Anthozoa; Scleractinia; Poritidae.